This is a messenger RNA of Colletotrichum truncatum, 1269 nucleotides long. Its product is annotated as translation initiation factor 5. Gene Ontology annotation, molecular function: translation initiation factor activity; eukaryotic initiation factor eIF2 binding; GDP-dissociation inhibitor activity. The record is from RefSeq and is a predicted model, not a curated record. Gene Ontology annotation, cellular component: cytosol. Gene Ontology annotation, biological process: formation of translation preinitiation complex; translational initiation; formation of cytoplasmic translation initiation complex. Lineage: Eukaryota; Fungi; Ascomycota; Sordariomycetes; Glomerellales; Glomerellaceae.
AUGGCUUCUCUCAUCAACGUUCGUCGCGACGUCAAGGACGCUUUCUAUCGUUACAAGAUGGAAAAGCUUGUCACUAAGAUCGAAGGCAAGGGCAACGGUAUCAAGACUGUCAUUGUCAAUUUGAGCAGCGUCGCCCAGUCUCUCGCCCGUCCUGGUGCCUACGUCAUCAAGUACUUUGGUUUUGAGCUUGGUGCGCAGACCAACGUCGACCCUGCUGACGACCGCUGGAUCAUCAACGGUUCCCACAACGCCGCCAAGCUGCAAGAACACCUCGACGGCUUUAUCAACAAGUUUGUUCUCUGCAAGAAGUGCAAGAACCCCGAGACCGACGUCAACAUCAAGGACGGACGUAUCCUCCUUGACUGCAAGGCAUGUGGUCAGCGCUCCGAGGUUGAUCUCCGCCUGAAGCUCAGCAGUUACAUCCUGAAGAACCAGCCGAAGAAGGGCAAGAAGGACAAGGCCGAGCGCAAGGCUGCCCGUCGUGCUAAGGCCAACGGCGCCAAGGAGAACGGCCAUGGAAGCGGAAGCGGCGGCGAGGGUUCCGAUAACGGAUCCAACGACGUUGAUGACCAGGACGCUGGCAGCGAUGAUGAGCUGGAGAAGAUGAAGAAGGAGGCCCCCGAGCUCGACGAGACCGAGACUCAGGACCAUGAGUGGGCCGUCGACAUGAGCGAGGAGGCUGUCAAGGCCCGCCAGGCUCAGCUUCCUGGAGAGUUCAAGCAGAAGCUCAACAUCAAUGGUGAUGAUGAGGACGAGGACGGUGAGGCUACUGGCAAUACCGUCUACGACGAGUUCGGCACCUGGAUUCAGGACCAGGCCGCCGCCAAGGGUGGCGUCGACAAGGUUGACUCUAUUGAUAUUUUUGUCAAGGCCAAGGAGCUGGGCAUUGAGACCAAGCACCGCUCCGUUCUUGUCCUGGUUCAAACCAUCUUUGACGAGAACAUUGUCUCCCAGAUUUCCAAGCGUGCUGGCAUGAUGAAGCAGUUUGUCACUUCCGACCGCCACGAGAAGGCUCUGCUCGGUGGUACUGAGCGCCUUAUUGGCAGCCUUGGCAAGGAGCACCCUGAGCUGUACAACCAGAUUGUCAAGAUCCUUCAGUUGUACUACAACCACGAUCUGCUCAGCGAGGAGGUCGCCAUCAAGUGGGGCAGCAAGGCCAGCAAGAAGUACGUUGAUAUUGCUACCUCCAAGAAGGUCCGCAAGGCCGCCGAGCCCUUCAUCAAGUGGCUCGAGGAGGCCGAGGAGGAGGAGUCUAGUGAUGAGGAGUAA